Molecule: messenger RNA, 1728 nt
Organism: Orycteropus afer afer
Lineage: Eukaryota; Metazoa; Chordata; Mammalia; Tubulidentata; Orycteropodidae
Gene: ZNF280B
Product: zinc finger protein 280B
Exons: 1
Coding region: 1-1728 (575 amino acids)
Biological process (GO): regulation of DNA-templated transcription
Molecular function (GO): DNA-binding transcription factor activity, RNA polymerase II-specific; RNA polymerase II cis-regulatory region sequence-specific DNA binding
Source: RefSeq, a predicted model, not a curated record
AUGGAACAGCUGUGUGAGGAAGAUCAAGAAGAGCCAGAGUCACAGAAGAGUGGAGAAGAAAUGGAACCAGGGAAUGAUGAAGGUGGUGAAGACUCAGAGCUGAUCUUUGUUGGUGUAGAGCGUGUGAAUGAAGAUGCGGAGCUGAUCUUUGUCGGUGUCACCUCCCAUUCAAAGCCAAUUGUCUCGACCAUUCUGAACCGAGCCACCCCAGGCUCCUAUUCAAGGAGGAGAAAGUACGGUCAGCUCAGACGGGAUCCAGCUCGCCGUGUCUUGCAUCCUCCAGUUCGUAGGACCCCUCCAUCAGAGGCUGUGGCGGUCUCCCCCGUUUCUCCAGCUGAAUCGAGAUCAACAGAUAGUCCUAUCAUUAUUGAGCCUUCAUAUGAUCCCGUUUGUCAGGGUAACUCCCCACAGCCCAAGCUGAAUAGCUCUGCUGAGCUGUGUGCUCCUUCGAUCCGGUUCACAAGCUCACUGCAGCACCCAGGAGGAUUAGCACUUUCGGUAGGAGGUGUGAAUGAAGGGUCUAGUGGGUCAAAGCGACAUUCUGCUUUGGAAGUAAACGGCGUACGUUCUAAGAGGGCUAAACUUGGCCAUGGCGUCCCAGGGGAGCAUUCUUCAGCUCUGUCCCCCUCAGGUCACUCUCUGACAAAGAGCACUGAGCACAGUGCACCCUCUAAACGUGCUGAUACCUCAGUGAGCCGAGUUCAGAAUGGAGUACCUUUUCCUAAAGCGUCUCCAAAGGACAGUGCCAACUGUAAGCCUGUAAAUCCCAACAAGGAACAUGAGGGGCCAGUGGACACAGCCUCUUCAAGACCAGCAAGUCAACACAAGACCACUGACUCCCAGGAAGGAACUCCGGUUGUGUUACUUCAUGACUUCUACUAUGGACACCAUGAUGGACAUGGGCAGCCUGAACAGAAGACUCACACGACCUUUAAAUGCUUCAGCUGCAUGAAGGUCCUAAAGAACGUCAGGUUCAUGAACCACAUGAAGCACCAUUUGGAACUCGAGAGGCAGAGGGGGGACAGCUGGGACAGCCACACCAUCUGCCAGCACUGCCAUCGGCAGUUCCCCACUCCCUUCCAGCUGCAGCGCCACAUCGAGCGUGUGCACAUCCCCCAGGAGCCGUCUGCUGUGUGUAAGAUCUGUGAGCUGGCAUUUGACACGGACCAGUCUCUCUUACAACACAUGAAGGACACUCACAAGCCUGGAGAAAUGCCCUAUGUGUGCCAGGUUUGUAAUUACCGGUCUUCGGCCUUCAUUGAUAUGGACACCCACUUCAGAACCUGCCAUGAGAACACAAAAAGCUUGCUCUGUCCGUUCUGCCUCAAGGUUUUCAAAACGGCAAGCCCGUACAUGUGCCAUUAUCGGGGGCACAGGGAAAAGAGUACCCACCAGUGUUCCAAAUGCCGCCUCCAGUUUUUGACUUUCAAAGAGAAGAUGGAGCACAAGACCCAGUAUCACCAGAUGUUUAAGAAGCCUGAGCAACUGGAAGGGCUGCCUUCUGAAAGCAGAGUGGUUAUUCAGGUGUCCCCGGGGCCUGGUCAGCCUGGAGUGUCCAUUACUGUGAGCACGUUGGACUCUGAGCCAUCACUCCCAGGCCAAAAAGCUCCCCAAAACGCCACUAAGUCUAGUCUUGGUAAAGCUAAACCUAAAGCACCUCAGUCAAAGUCAAAAGCACCCGUGAAAACAAAGAAUGCAAGCCACGUGUUUGUCAAUAGCGCCCAAUGA